AUGCGCGGUCCGCUGUGACGUCGCCGCGGUGCAUGACGGGAGUCGUAGUCUACCGCUGCUUCCUGUUCUCUGACCGCGGCAGUGAGCUCAGGUCAGUUUCGUGUUUGGAAACGAGAAAAAACUUAAUAAGCAACAGCCUAUGUCUGUGUUCGAGUCGUCUAGCGCCUUCAGCAGGCCCGUCACUGCAGUGGCCUGGGCGUCAAACGCCACCACCUGCCCCGCUCAAUUCAUCCUGAUCACUCAGACUGAAGAUGGAGCGUCCGCUAACUUCAUCCGAGGGUUUGCCAUGAAGUCAGGAUACUAUCUGUGUUACAGUAAGGAUCUGUCUGGAGGGAUGGUUGUGGCAGAUGUGCAGGUGAUUACGGAUAAAGAGACGAUUCCUCACGGUUACUGCUACAUCCCAGAAUUCCUGGAGCCCAAGACAUCUGUCGGGAAGAAGAAGCGCAUCUGUGUGCGGAUCGUUCCUGUGGGCAGCGUUACGACGGCUGUUCUAGACCUCAAACUGACAGCCAAGAAUAAGACCAUGGUGCAGCAGUACACCUGCCUGGGGGACAUGAAUGGCUUCGUGGUGUGGUGUUUAAAGGGCCAGUUCCCCACUCCAACUCCUCAGGCCAAGCCGCGCAGUGUCAGUCUGGACAUGCGCAGUCUCUCGCUGGAUGGAACCGGACCCCCGCAGCCUCUAAAGCCCAGCAACCCUCCUGAAGCCCCACCGAAGGUCAGCCGUCGGCGCAGUAAGCUGGACACAAACAACCCGAUGGAAGCUGUGUAUGAAAGCGCUAACCACAGCAGCAUCUACGGUAUCACAGCGAUGGAUGGAGUUCCUUUCUCUCUACAUCCCAAGUUUGAGUCUCAGUCAAACUCAAAGGUGUCUGUGAGCACGCUGGGAGACAUCCGUAUCAAAUCAGUGCAGGACAUUGAGAACGAGUAUAACUACACGUUUGCUGUGGAGGAGCAGGCAGCGAGGAGACUCUGUCCAUCAGUGAACGGCUGAAACCAUCCUCUCGUCUGAUCAGCUCUCAGGCUCUGGUCCAUGAAGUCACACAGUUAUUUCUGCUUUAUGAUGAUGCUAUAACUCACACUACAGGUUUUGCAGGGCUGGUUCUGGUUGGGCUCAUUCUCCCUAUUCUUCUCUGGGUUGGGUGAACAUGAAGGAUUUUCUGCAUCCAAACACAUUAUGUGCGUGUGUUUCUGUGCAACACUAUCAGGCGAAUCAAAGGGCUUGACAGAGUGCCUUUCCACAGAGAUGUGUACAUGUCAUUUCAUAAGGCCACAAUAUUUUUUAUAUCUUAUUUUGGGAUUUUGAGCUGCAGUUUAGUAUUUAAAAUCUGUGGUUACACUAAUAUUCGUUAUUUAUCGUAUGAAAACUGUAAGUUUCAGAUCCUUGGGGACCAAAAAACAAUGUUUUUUUCCGGUAUUCUCUGAAUUGCUCUUUUAUCUGUUUAAAUCUUUGUGAUAUCAUACUGCGCUCGGUGUUCUGUGAGUUACUCUUUUGUACUUGCUUCGUUAAAAUCUGUAUUUUUGUUUAUUUUAAUAAAGAUGAUCAGAUCUAGA
Molecule: messenger RNA, 1551 nt
Organism: Cyprinus carpio (common carp)
Lineage: Eukaryota; Metazoa; Chordata; Actinopteri; Cypriniformes; Cyprinidae
Gene: mvb12a
Product: multivesicular body subunit 12A
Biological process (GO): receptor catabolic process; regulation of epidermal growth factor receptor signaling pathway; virus maturation
Cellular component (GO): ESCRT I complex; cytosol
Source: RefSeq, a predicted model, not a curated record